Molecule: messenger RNA, 3351 nt
Organism: Euleptes europaea (tarantolino)
Lineage: Eukaryota; Metazoa; Chordata; Lepidosauria; Squamata; Sphaerodactylidae
Gene: PITPNM3
Product: PITPNM family member 3
Exons: 20
Coding region: 1-2997 (998 amino acids)
Biological process (GO): phospholipid transport
Cellular component (GO): cytoplasm
Molecular function (GO): phosphatidylcholine binding; metal ion binding; phosphatidylinositol transfer activity
Source: RefSeq, a predicted model, not a curated record
AUGUUCCUGAAGGCCGGUGACAUUUGGCUGCUGUCUGUUAGAGGCGAGCCUCCCCCGGCGCGAAUGCCCAUCUGCUCCCCUUUCUUUGCAGAAGGCAAAGCUGCUGUUGAUCUACGCAGGUUCAGCUCCCAGUGGCAUAUGCAAGGCAUCCUCAGUGACUCCGUGGAGAGCUCGGAUGAUGAAUUCUUCGACGCACGAGAGGAAGUGGUGGAAGGGAAGAAUGCUAUUCUCCUAGAAAUGAGCCAGUGGAACUCCAAUGACCUGGUGGAGCAGAUCGAGACCAUUGGGAAGCUGGAAGAAAAUCAAGGUGAAGACCCUGCAUUUUGUUCAUCUGGCAUCCUGCAAGAGAAACAACGAGAACUGUAUAGGGCCUCUUUAAGGAAGCAGCGCUAUCCUGCCCAAGGCAGCAUUGAGAUUCACGAGGACAGUGAGGAAGGAGGUCAGCAGGGGAGCUGUAAAACUCACGUCCUGAUUCUUGUCCUCCACGGGGGCAACAUCCUGGAUACAGGAGGAGGGGAGCCGAGUAGCAAGACAGGAGAUGUCAACACCUUCACGUCGGUGUUUGAGAAGGUGACGCAAGCCCAUUUCCCCGCUGCUCUUGGCCACAUCUUAAUCAGGCUUGUCCCCUGCCCAGCUGUCUGCUCAGAGGCCUUCUCUCUCGUGGCCAACCUAAAUCCCUACAGUUACGACGAGACAUCGCUUAGCAGCAGCGAAGACCACAUCCCUCUAGCGGCCUUGCCUUUGCUGGCCAUCUCCUCCCCCCAGUACCAGGAUGCGGUUGCCAUGGUGAUCAACAGAGCCAACCAGGUUUACAAUGAAUUUCUCAGAUCUCCUGACGGGACCGGCUUUAAUGGGCAGGUGUGCCUCAUUGGGGACUGCGUGGGAGGCAUCCUGGGGUUCGAUGCCAUCUGUUACAGCACAGGGCUAGAUGACGAAAGCCAAGCCAGCAGCCGAAGAGGCAGCUCCAGCAGUGUCCAGGAUAACCCCCUCAAUGCCGAAGGCUCAAAUCUGGGAGACCUCAAACGCCUCAGCAAGAGCAACAUUGACAUCUCCGGACUGAUGGAGGAAGAGGAGCCCAGGCAGCCAUUGCCGCGGAAACCAAGCGACUGCUCCAGCUACGAGUGCGAUUCCAUCACACAGCAUCACGCCCUCCUGUCCAGUAUCCACUCGACAAUGCUGCAGGAGGACGCGGACUUCCCCCCCGUGAGCACCUCCAGCGUGUCGGACGUCAGCAUGGGGCGUUUUGAGUUCGAGGUCUCCGAUUUCUUCCUCUUCGGCUCUCCCCUCGGUUUGGUGCUGGCUAUGAGAAGGACGGUGCUUCCCAGCCAGGAAGUCUCUCAGGUACAGCCAGCUUGCAGCCAGGUCUACAACCUCUUCCACUCUGCCGACCCCUCUGCCUCCAGGCUCGAGCCCUUCUUGGAGGCGAAAUUCCACCUCCUGCCUCCGUUCAGUGUGCCGAAGUACCAGAGAUACCCUCUGGGAGAUGGGAUGUCUCACCUCUUAGCCGACAUCAUCCACAGCCACAGCACCCUCUUUGCCGAGGACGGCUCCGCGAGCCCCCCUCCUUUGGCGGACGCGUCAGGAUCCCAAAGCGCCUCUCAAGGGAAGAAGGCGAGGAGGUCCAGCGUGGACAGCAGCGACAGCGAAAGCUCGGGGUCGACGGAGAGCUUGUUGCCCGCCAGCGUAACCAACAUUACCUCCAAGUGGUGGGGAACCAAGCGGAUAGACUAUGCCUUGUACUGCCCAGAUGUGCUCACCGCCUUUCCAACGGUGGCUCUUCCCCAUCUUUUCCAUGCCAGCUACUGGGAAUCAACUGAUGUGGUUGCUUUCAUUCUGAGACAGGUGAUGAGAUUUGAAACUGUCAGCAUCAAGGAGAGCAACAGCUUGGAUCCUGCGACUCUCAGUCCAUCAAACCCGCGGGAGAAAUGGCUGCGCAAGAGGACGCACGUCAAAUUGAGGAACGUGACUUCAAACCACAGGUCGAACGACGUCAUCACGGCAGAAGGUGGCCCUCAGGUUCUGGUUGGCCGGUUCAUGUACGGCCCCCUCGACAUGGUGGCCCUGACAGGGGAAAAGGUCGACAUCUUCCUCAUGGCCGAGCCCUCCUCUGGGCGGUGGGUCUACUUCGACACGGAGAUCACCAACAACAGCGGCCGAGUCUCUUACAACAUCCCCAAAGAGAAGCGACUCGGCGUUGGCGUGUACCCUAUCAAAAUGGUGGUCAGGGGCGACCAGAGCAGUGCCAUCAGCUACCUGACCGUGCUCCCGCGAGGAAUGGAGUGUGUGGUCUUCAGCAUCGAUGGCUCCUUUGCCGCCAGCGUCUCCAUCAUGGGCAGCGACCCCAAAGUCCGAGCCGGGGCUGUCGAUGUCGUCAGACACUGGCAAGAUCUCGGGUACCUGAUCAUCUACAUCACCGGGCGCCCUGACAUGCAGAAGCAGCGGGUCGUCUCGUGGCUCUCUCAGCACAACUUCCCCCAAGGGAUGAUCUUCUUCUCCGACGGGCUUGUCCACGACCCUUUGCGGCAGAAGACCAUCUUCCUCCGGAAUCUGGUGCAAGAGAGCCACAUCAAGAUCUGUGCUGCUUACGGCUCCAUGAAGGACAUCUCUGUGUACAACGUCCUGGGUCUCUCCCCCUCCCAGAUCUAUAUCGUUGGUCGGCCAGCAAAGAAGUACCAAACACAGUGCCAGUUCCUCAGCGAAGGCUACGCAACCCACUUGGCCUCUCUGGAGUUCAGCCUUCACUCCCGACCCAAGAAAAACAACUCGCGCAUGAUCCUGCGGAAGGGCAGCUUCGGCCUCCACACCCAGCCCGACUUCCUGCGUAAGAGGAACCACCUCCGAAGGACUAUGUCGGUCCAGCAGCCCGCCCCGCCCUCCUUGACCCCCAAGCCAGAGCGUGCCCAAAGCCAACCCGAGUCUGAUAAGGACCACGACCGGCAUUUGCCUCCCAUCGGGUGGGUGAGAGGCGGGGUUCAUAAGUUCGAGUCGGCCCCGUAGCGACCGUCCAGGGCGGGGCCGCGGCUCGGGCAUUCUGUGAUCAGCUUGUGGGCGUGCCUCCUCGAGGCUUUUUGUGCAUCUUCCGGGUCAAAGGUGAGAGGAGCCAGAGUCCUCGGAGGCUCCGGGUUUUGCCUUCCACAUCCCGCCCCCCCCCCCAAGGGGGAGCUUCCUGUUUGUUCCUCUCGUCUGUGUCCGAUCGGGAAACGUUAAGAGCAGAGGAGACCCACCGCCUCCAGAGGUUGCAGCGCCGGACGGCAAAGGAGCUUGUCUUUCAGUGUGUACUUUGUUACAAACAUGUGCAGCGAGAGGGGAAAAGCUCCAGCUUUGUCCAAGGAGAGAGGGCGCCUAAGGGAG